AUGCCCAAUACACAUACACAUACACACACAUACACACACACACACACACAUAAACACACAACAGUUUUGCAAUCUAACAAGUCGGUUUGUCUCUCACAUUGUCUCUCUGCCACUAGUUUGCUUGCGUGUGUAUGUAAACGUGAAUUUCGCAGCCAGCACAAUCUUCCACCUUGUCUGUCUAUCUCCGUCACUCACUGUGUCUGUCUGUGUCUCUGUCGUCCGUCGGUCGGUGUUCGGCAGGACACGAAGUCAUUUCGUCGUACCGUCUGUGCCAGUUUGACUGAAACAGCACGACACUGUCGUUCGCAGCGCAAGUUCUCGCCUCGUGGCAACUGGCAGCCUCUUCGAUUCGUCGAUUCGUCGUCACGCCCGCUCGGACAUGAUUUGCAGACAGAAAGACUGAUCGGAUCGGACAACCGCCAACCCGCAUUUCCACCACUUUCUCUCUCUCACACACACUCAAUCUCUCUCUCCUUCUUGCAUGUGUUUAUAGGUUUAAAUGUGCCCAUUUGUGCACAGUCUUUGAGUGCAUGUGAGUAUGUGUUUAUGUGCGAUGUGUGCUUCAGGUGUUUGAGUGAAGUGCCUCCAUGUGUGUGUGUAUGUGUGUGUGUGUGUAUGAGUGUGCUGCGAGGUGGAGAGAUUGAAUUGAAGCUGGCAAGUUGGUUUCUGCAAAUGUGGCAUGCACAAGCAUUCGGCUGGCUGAGCUCGUUGAGUGAGUUACGCCGCUGUGGAUGGAUGGAUGUGGUGUUGGUGCUACGGAUGAGCUUGUUGCGCCAGCCAAUGGCAACACACAGUCUGGCACACUGGCACACUGUCACACUCUGA
This is a messenger RNA of Protopolystoma xenopodis, 825 nucleotides long. Lineage: Eukaryota; Metazoa; Platyhelminthes; Monogenea; Polystomatidea; Polystomatidae. The record is from the annotation of a GenBank genome assembly.